This is a messenger RNA of Entelurus aequoreus (snake pipefish), 2333 nucleotides long. RefSeq names its product oocyte zinc finger protein XlCOF8.4-like. Gene Ontology annotation, molecular function: DNA-binding transcription factor activity; RNA polymerase II cis-regulatory region sequence-specific DNA binding. NCBI's taxonomy places the organism in Eukaryota, Metazoa, Chordata, Actinopteri, Syngnathiformes, Syngnathidae. The coding region runs from base 511 to 1641 and encodes 376 amino acids. Gene Ontology annotation, biological process: regulation of transcription by RNA polymerase II. The record is from RefSeq and is a predicted model, not a curated record. The transcript is spliced from 3 exons.
GUCAAAGUGCACUCAGACUAAUGUAUCCGGAUACAAACACUUAUCAACAAUGUUUACUCUAUUAAACGACCUACAUGUGUACAUGUACGUUGUAAUUAAGAACAAUAAUCAACGUCUUCUCCGUCCAACGCCAUCUUGUUUGUCUUCCUCCUGUGGCGUCUUGGAGGUGUUCUCAACCGUGGAACAAAUGUUCGCCAAACACGUGUUUCACUGGGACAAUAGUGAAUGGUGCACACUUGCUGCGCCAAAGCCACAGAACAAAAAGUCACAUUUAAGAGUUGCUGGUGUAACAAUUGGAAGAACAUAUUUGACUCAUCUCUUGUACAUGCGGCUAAUAAGAAGGAAGAAACAGGAAAUGAUAUUGCAUGUAAAAGUAAAUCCAACCAAUCACAGCUCUGCAGUCCUUGUCGCCAUUGACGUGAGGUCAGACUAUUUUGGAGGUGCACAUCAAGGUUCGCUGACGUCUGUGAAUAACAUCUUCACCCUGAGCAACAGAAGUGGAGCUUCGGGAUGGUAACGGAGGAGCCACAGCCCUCCCACAUUAAGAAAGAAGAGGAAUAUCCACUGAUGCCACAUUUUACAAAGGAAAAGGAGGACCCACUGACCCCUCACAUUAAGGAGGAAGAGGACCCACUGACCCCUCACAUUAAGGAGGAAGAGGACCCACUGACCCCUCAUAUUAAAGAGGAAGAGGAGGACCCACUGAACCCUCACAUUAAAGAGGAAGAGGAGGAUCCACUGACCCCUCACAUUAAAGAGGAAGAGGAGUACCCACUGACCCCUCACAUUAAGGAGGAUGAGGAGUACCCACUGACCCCUCACAUUAAGGAAGAAAAGGAGGACCCACUGACCCCUCACAUUAAGGAAGAAGAGGAGGAACACAGCAUCAGUCAGGAGGGAGAGCAUCUUAAAGGACUGGAGGAGGUUGAUGUCACCAAGAUGCCAUUGACUGGUGUGAUUGUGAAGAGUGAAUAUGAUGAGGUCAAAGCUGCAAGUGAGAAGAAGAGAGAGGCGGAGCCUCCAAGCAGCAGCUCAACUCAACACAUGACAAUAGAAGCUGAUGGAGACCACUGUGGAGGAUCACAAGCAGACAAGAUCUUAGCUCCACUAUCAGAUAGUGACGACACAACGUCUCACUCUCCUGACACUGAUGAUGAAGACUCUGAAGAUGAUAAGACAUGUCACACUGACAACACAGACUUGACAUGUUCUCACUGUGACAAAACUUUUAAAUGGCAUAGUAAUCUGAAAGUACACAUGAGAAAACACACUGGAGAAAAACCCUUUUCCUGCACAGAAUGUGGUAAAAGAUUUGCACAAAAUAGUUCUCUGAAAAUACAUACAAGAAUGCACACUGGAGAAAAACCCUAUUCCUGUUCAGUCUGUGGUAAAGGUUUUGCGCGAAAUGAUUAUCUGAAGAUGCACAUAAGAUUGCACACGGGAGAAAAACCCUUUUCCUGUUCAGUCUGCGGUAAAGAUUUUGCACGAAAUAGUCAUCUGAAAAUACACGUAAGAUUGCACACUGGAGAAAAAUCAUUUACCUGUUUAGUCUGUGGUAAAGGUUUUGCACAACAAAGUAAUCUGAAAAGACACAGAAGAAUGCACACUGGAGAAAAAAAUGUUUUCCUGUCCAGUCUGUAGUAAAGGUUUUAUACAAAGUAAGACUCUUAAAGUACACUGGAGACAAACCAUUUACCUAGAAGGCAUUAUUGAUAAUGCAGAGCAGAAAGCACACUGGUGAAAAUCAUUUUAUCAGCUCAGUCGGCUUUAAUGGUUUCAUAGACAGUCUAACUUUGAAAAGACACAAACUCAAGAAAAAACUUUUAGUUGCAGUGUGUGUGUGUGUGAUGAACGAUUCCCUAAUAAGUAGCAGUGUAAGACACACAAGUGUGCGGGUGAGAACAGCAGCAGCAAAUGAAGAGGCAGGAUGUUUUGUCAUUGUUCUGUGUGUUACAAGCUUGACAAAUUGCUUCUAACUUUUAUGUUACAUCACAUUUACCCUUGCAUGCUAAGAGCAUUUUUGAACUGUUAGCGAUCUAUAGUGUUUAUUUUUGUUUGGUAACUGACAGACCAUGAGAGAUUAUCAUCACACUUCAACAUCUCUAACAUGUAAAUGCUGCCUCUUUCCUAGAUCAGCAUUGUAAAUGUAAAACUUUUCUUAAAUGUUUUACCCUGGAUAAAUAAAUGUUAAAUACGUACAUGAAAACUAGGAAGUACAUGUUUAUAUACUACAUUACCCAGAAAGGUUAGUGCUCUAGACAGAAACAGGAAAUAGGUUUGAGUUAUGUUGGAGGACAACAUUUGUGCCGUUUGAUCAAUAAAGAGUUGAUAUA